GAUGUGAAGAGAAUUUAAUAUCUAUUUGAAAUAUUUCCAUAUUGCUCUAAAUGUGCAAGUUAUCCAAUAGUAUAUUUACUUAUUCAUUCAUUUUCUUUUCGGCUUAGUCUCUUUAUUAAUCCGGGGCCAACACAGCGGAAAAAAACACCAAAUCUGCUGCUCCGCUGCUAGCGACCUUCUUGCUGUGAGGAGACAGCACUACCUACUGUACCACCGCAUUUCCUCCCAUAGUAUUAAUUACUCAAAUUGUUGCUAUUUUAAAUGCCAAUUUUGGCAACAGCUUGUCCCCUUAAACUCUCAUUUUAUGGAAAAAUUACAGUGUAGACAUUCUGCUAAAUCUCUUCUUUUGUAAUUUAUGCCAGGGAAAAAAUAUUUAAAAUUAUUUGAAAUAUUUGCAUUUUGCAAAUUUUGGAAAACACAAAGAUGUUCUGGUUGAUUUGACACUGAAUAACCCAGUAGAAAUGCCUGUACAUGCAAUGGGACAAUCUGAGUUUUGUCAGUGCUAAGGGUGCGGUUGUGUGAUUUCACUUUUUCACUCUCUCUUGCUUCAUCGGACCAUGACAUGUUCAUUCCCACACUUGUCACUGUUGGGAAAAAGUUGCUCUAACACGCUAUGAUAUGAAGUGCAGUGCAGACAUUGCACAGGUAUGUUUUAAUCUCCCAUGGCCCUUGCACCCUGUUAUUAAGCCCUCUAUAUUUCCUUAUUACUCUCUCCACAAAGGUUUUGGGUGUAGGAGGAUUUACUUUUCAUCAUUAACUUCAAUUUCAAUAUUUGCAUUGGAACCAAGAAGACAUUUCAUAACAACAUCAUGGCAUGUUAUUAGUUUUAGCACGGAGACAUUAAUCUUCUUACAUAAACAUAAAUCGGUUGGCGGGUUUAGUUUUUUGUCACCUACUAAAUUCAAAUUUUUAUGAUGGGGUCAUUUGGGCAAAGUUUUCUGGCCGUCUGCCUAUGAAUUUCUGAAUGGAGCUUUGUAGAUGGAGAUUUCUGAAAGCAAUUAGUCAAAAUAACUGUCAACUCCCAUCAAACUCUACCACAAAUAUUUCUGCCUGUGUUUUUUUUUUCCUGCAUGCAUUGCAAGGGCAAGAUAGGGACACGCCUGUGUUUGUCAAGCAGGUGUUUGUGUGUCUGCGAGUGUUUCUGUCAUUCAACCACCACACUUUGUUCAUCUGAAGCGGAGAAGCAGCAAACCCUAAAUACUUCAGCAGCAGCAUCAAACUAGCAGGAACAACAUGAACAUGCAGACUGCAGAGGCCGUGUCAGCGACCAUAAACACCAACCGGAACUGUACUGUGGAGAUCACCAAUAUUAGCUCCGCUUACUGUCUUAUCAAUCCAAAAGUGUGUAUGACCAGUGGGUUCAGCUUCCAUCCUCCUCAACCCACCAUCCGCACCGCCAAGACCGAGGUUUGCUCUUUCACCAAAGAUGAUAACACUGCAACUGGGGCUGUGGGCGUCUUGACCUAUGACCUAUUCCACAUGCAGAACCACAUGUGCACUGAGCGCAUGGCCAUUCUGUUCUCCGUCCCCUAUGAUUACCACCUCUACAAGAACGUCUUGGGCAUAGGCAUUUUUGAGAGCAGCCGGGAAUGCAAUAAAGCCCUGUACAAACACAUGUAUGAGGGGAAAGACUUCAGCCAGUUCACCCGGGUCGAUGCAGGAGGAUCUGGAGUCCUGCACAGGGGAAAAAAAGUCGACUUAAGAGUCACCAUGUCUACUGUCGGCAAGGCUAUUCUUAAGCUGGAGGUGUACGAUAAGAUGGGCUAAAUAAUAAGCAGAUUUAGUAUGGCAUUAACAGAAUAUGUUUAGUUAUUCAUUUUAAUGUGAUACUUGCAUAAUCAUAUACAAAAUCAUAUAGACAUGCAUGCCAUUGUGCUUUCAAAUACUGCAGUUACAUUUUGAUAUCUGUUCAUGGAUUUAUGCGGUCUGUUUUCAUAAUAAUGUUUUUGCAAAAAUUUGUCUGAAUAAAAAAAAAUCACUAAUUUAA
Molecule: messenger RNA, 1987 nt
Organism: Danio rerio (zebrafish)
Lineage: Eukaryota; Metazoa; Chordata; Actinopteri; Cypriniformes; Danionidae
Source: RefSeq, a predicted model, not a curated record